Molecule: messenger RNA, 363 nt
Organism: Didymodactylos carnosus
Lineage: Eukaryota; Metazoa; Rotifera; Eurotatoria; Philodinida; Philodinidae
Source: the annotation of a GenBank genome assembly
AUGGAUUACGGUCCGAUCCAACUUGGUUCUGCACGGGAUCAUACGGAGCCCUUUCUAUUAUGGUGUACCUUACAUUAUUCGUUUUGUAUGACACAAACAGACGAUUAUGAACAUUCAUCAGCACUAGGAAGUGAAAACGACGAUGAACUAAACGAUGAUAUUGAUCCAAACGCAUUCAUUGAUUUAUAUCGCCGAGCAUCAUUACGUCAUCAUCAAUUAUUCAAAAAAGCUAGCCUAAGACCAGUUGUUGUCCAACGUGCAUCAUUACGACCAUCCUUCGGAAAACGUGCAAGUUUGAGACCAACGUUCAUGGGGAAACGAAAAAGAAGAAGUAUUCCGUCUUAUCUAGUUUAUGAUGAAUAA